GAACGGCAGAUUGUGGAAAACAUCCUCCUCGGGCAUGAGUUAAUGCACUAUUUGAAAAUCAAAACUCGUGGCAAGAAGGGAUACAUGGCUCUGAAGGUUGACAUGGAAAAAGCCUAUGAUAGAGUUGAAUGGUCUUUCCUUCUCGCAGUUUUGGAAAAAAUGGGCUUUAGUUCUGUGUGGCGAGGAUGGAUUCAGGAGUGCCUGCGAUCUGCAUCCUUCUCGGUUCUAAUGAAUGGCACCCUGCAUGGCUUCUUCUCCCCGUCCCGGGGAUUACGACAAGGCGACCCUCUCUCUCCCCUUCUAUUUGUCAUCUGCACAGAGGGGUUUGCCUCAAUGCUUAGAAAAGCCAUAUCAGAUGGGAAAUUGCAGGGAGUUAAGGUGGCUCCCUGAGCGCCUCGUAUCUCGCAUCUGUUCUUUGCGAAUGAUUCUUAUCUUUUUCUUCGUGGCUCCCUUCAAGAAUGCGAAAACUUGAUCGAGAUUCUCAAUGAUUAUGAGAAACUGAGUGGCCAAAAGGUGAAACUGGAUAAGUCUGCAGUUUGUUUUAGUAAAAACAUUAAUGUAGCAGACCAGGAAUUCAUGGCAGAGAUUUUAGGCGUGGGGGCGGUGGGUGUCCAGGACAAGUAUUUAGGCCUCCCAACGUUAAUAGCCCGAUAAAAAAUGACUACUUUUCGCUAUCUUGAGGAGAAAUUGUUGGCUCAGCUUCAAGGGUGGAAGCGUAGGACAUUGUCUUGGGUGGCUAAGAAAACACUGAUUAAAGCAGUGGCUUUAGCUCUGCCUUUGCACGUCAUGUCUUGCUUUAAAUUACCCUUGUCUCUUUGUCGCCUUCUGGAUAAGCAUGUUGCCCGUUUUUUGUGGGUGUCAAGGCGGGUCGGUCAAAGAUUCGAUGGAUUUCUUGGAGAAAUAUGUGUAAGAGCAAACAUGAAGGGGGGAUGGGCUUUCACAGAUUUGAGCAUUUCAAUCAGGCAUUGCUAGCUAAAAUUGGAUGGCGUAUCCUCGAGGAGCCCAGUUCCCUCAUUGCUCAGGUGUAUAAAGGGAAAUACUUCCCCAAUGGAUCAUUUCUUACGACGACAGCUCGCUCCCAUCCGUCCUGGGGAUGGCAGAGUAUCCUUUUUGGUCGCCAAUUGUUGGAAGUUGGUCUUUGGUGGCAGAUUGGUAAUGGACAGAAGGCCCCUUUACGUGAUUCCGGAGGGGGAGGAUCUGAAGGUAGCUGAGGUUAUUCGGGCAGGGGAAGGGAAGUGGUGCGACCUUAAGCUUAGUCAAUGGUUUCAUCCUCGAACAUGUCAGGAUAUUAGGGUCAUCCCUUUGCCUCGUCAGAGUAUUGAGGAUAAGUUUAUUUGGCAUGGCACAACUGAUGGGGUGUUUUCGGUCAAAUCUGCCUAUCAUUUGGCGGUCAAUCUAGAUCGACAGAGAGGAAGAUGGAAAGCCCAGGCUAGUUGGAUGGAUAAAGCUAGCUGGAUCCGAUUAUGGGAUGCCAAUAUUCCCCCAAAACUUAAGGUGUUCGUCUGGCAGAUCUUUCACAGAAUUUUACCUACCACAUAGGCCCUGAUUGAGAGGAAGGUUGAAGUAUUACCUAGAUGUCCUGUGUGCUGGGCGGAUUCGGAGACACUGGAACAUAUGUUUUUGGAUUGUCCGGUAGCUCGUGCCCUGUGGGAUCAUUCUGGGCUUGCUCAUCUGGGAGAAGGGUUGCCUCGACAUACCUUCCCCCUCUUUUUAAAGAAGCUAUUGGCCUUGAUUCAUCAGCCAAUUAUGGUCAUGUCGGUUAUUGCUGUCCUUUGGAGGAUUUGGCAAUCUCGUAACUGGGUUGUCUUUGAAGGCAAGCAGUUUGGGAUUCCCGUUCUGAUGCGGCAGUACAACCAACAGGUCCAAGAGUGGGUUAAUCUACCAGUAGACAAGACACUUCCUGUUCAUCAAUCCCCUUCUCCUCCCUCGGACCCAACUGGGUCGAAUUCUGUGCUCUGUAUGUGGGAUGGGGCGAUAAGGAAUGGGUCGCAUUCGGCAGGUGGUAUGGUUAUCAUGACUUCAGCCAGAGAGGUUCUGUUGGUCAAGGGGGUUUCUUUCCCGGGGAUGGAUGACCCUAUGCUGGCUGAGAUGCUCGUUCUCCGGGAGGCCAUUGUAUGGUGCGUGGGUAAUGGUUUCACUGCAGUUAGGUUUGAAGGUGAUGCUCAGGUUAUCAUAGAGAAGAUCCUCCAGAGAGACACUCGGGAUAAUCGAGUGGGGUCGAUUCUCGAAGAAGUUGUCCAGGCUUUUGACAUGAAUAGAGGUUUCAGUGUACGAUUUGUAGGUCGGCGUAACAUUAGGGUAGCUCAUUUGGUAGCUAGGAAGGCCCUUUAUUUGUACCCGACUACAUGUCGUUUAUCUGAUUUUCAGGCUUGGCUGAAUUCCAGGAUGUAACAAUCUUUUUUCAAUCAAUAUAUGAUUAUCUUUUGUCAAAAAAAAAAAAAAUAAUCCCAUUGUCACACCAAUUAAAAGAGAUCUAUAUGCAACUAAUGCGUAACUGAAUAGUACCUACACACAUGCAUUUUAGAUGUUACUGCUACACAGAACGAUGGAUCACACAGUAAUCCCGCAAUACACGACCCAACCAUCUCAAAAUCUAUCAUAAUCCUGCAAUAACAAAUUUCAUUUUUCUCCAGUUGCACAGUCAUAGAGCCAGUCAACCUCAUCUCAUACAAAUACGAAACAAAAAUUAUUAAGAAACAUGCAUUUGAGUUGAAACUUUAGGUGACUAGCAAAGGCCAAAUUCCUCAUUUUAAUUAUUAUUUAAUACUUAAUUAAAUUUCUAUAUAUCUUAUAAAUAGAGGAUAACUUUAAAAUCGCGACCCAAAUAUCAUUGGUUCGAAUAUUUCAUAUCAAAUAGCAGUGUUGAAUAUAUAAAAGUUAUGUAUAAUUCUUAAAUUAGUAUUAAUUUUUAGACUACUAUUACACAAUCGUAUUCAUAUCUAUGUGUAAACUAUAUAGGACUGGUUCUUUGAACAUUUUAGUUCGGCUAACCGUCGAAUUUUAAACCUUCUCCUAUUCUGACAUGAUUGGAUCCAACAAUCAUUAGGAGUUUAAUAAGUUGGUUCAUUUCACCUUUUUUCAAUGUGCUAAUGAAUUUUUAGGAAAAGACAUGUCUUUAUAUACACUCUACACAAUAUAUAAUACUAAAAUGAGAAAAUUGUUGUCUCAUUUCAAAUUUCCUACAACGAAAAUGAAAGUAGGAAUUAUAUUUUUGCUUCAUAAUUAUUUUACAGAAACUACAAACUUCCAAAAUCCAGAAAUUGUUGCUCAAACUAAAAAUCAGAGUAUAAAAAAUCAAUGUUCGCAAAUUUUAUUUCAUAUAUCACUUAUUUGAGAGAUUUUUCUCUUUAUAAACAAAGUAAAAUGAAACAAGUUAUAGCCAAAUCAAUAGCUUUGGCUCGAAGACGAUGACCUGCUUCUUUGUGGGAGAAAGAAAUACAUGUGGUACCUUCAGAGAUCUGGAGAGCAAAGACGAAAAGGAUGCACUACGAGUUCGUGAAUGAGUACGGUGAAAUAGAUCAUCAGAUCACGGGCAUGGGGCUGAAUAAAAUGAUAGGAGGUUAGUUAGAUAGCCGAUGAUUUAGAAUUUGCCAAUUUGGUACAUCAACAGGAGAUCUCCAGAGUCGGCUUAGGAAAUAAAGAAUCAAAGGGGAAGAAAAAGAUAGACUCUUUUAUUAACAACUAAUUGAGUGCAUGGGGUGGAUAACCGAUGCAUUAUUUCACUUUUCCCUUUUAAAAAAAUAAAACAAAAUAGUAUCAUAAACUUUUUUGGGUUUCUAUUCAUCUUUUGAAGUUUGUUCUUUUUUGGGUCUAAUCAGACUAUUUAAAGCUAUUAUUCUACUAAAAUGAUUUUAUUUUUUCCCAUUGCAUUGAUGUAAUAUAGUGACCAAAACAUGUUAGUAAGUUAAAUUAUAUAUUAAUUAAAAUAAUAUAAUAUUCACGCUCUUUCGGGGCGCUCAAAUUAUAAUUCUUGAAGAUUAUAUUCGCUUACGCUCCCAUUCUAGCUCCCGCUCUAGCGAAUUGGUAAGAUAAAUCCGUCAAGUGAAUUCUGUUAACAAAAAGACUACUGGAAGAGCUCGCCUUCCAUCACAUAUUGUCUUCACUCGCAAACACCCCCAUGCUCAAUUUCCACUUGGUCGUUACUCAUUAAUUCCACUUUUGACACACAUCACCACCAUAGGAGUGCGACAUUCAUCGCGUGACGAAUACAUGUUGUUGGAGUGCAUUUUAGGAGAUCGAAGGAGGAUAGCAGAAAAUAACAGAUAGAGAAACAAAUGUAGAUAGUCCGGUCGAGGAAGAAUAUUAUUCAUAUGUAGAUGAGAUUUUAUACAAUUUAUAAAUAUAUGAACAAUAUAAUAAUUUUUUCAUAUCCGG
This is a messenger RNA of Linum trigynum, 4374 nucleotides long. NCBI's taxonomy places the organism in Eukaryota, Viridiplantae, Streptophyta, Magnoliopsida, Malpighiales, Linaceae. The record is from the annotation of a GenBank genome assembly.